Molecule: messenger RNA, 1250 nt
Organism: Culex pipiens pallens (northern house mosquito)
Lineage: Eukaryota; Metazoa; Arthropoda; Insecta; Diptera; Culicidae
Gene: wrm2
Exons: 1
Coding region: 1-171 (56 amino acids)
Source: RefSeq, a predicted model, not a curated record
AUGGCCUUCAUCGUGCUGUAUCCGGCCGUGGCCAUGGUCGCCAUGUUCAUCGUGCUUGUCAUCAUCUUGAUUCUGAGGUGUGGCGGCCGGGUCGGGUUGCGCCACCAUGCCCUGCCGGACGAUCAGGACUUGCGGGACCAAACCUACGACCAGAAGGUCAGCUAUGCUUGAGGGGGAGAUUUUUAUGGUUUGUUUUUGUACAAGAUUUUUUUUAUAUAGAUAUUUUUACAAGAAGAGGACGACGGAUUGAAAGCCAAAUGUCUUAAAGUUUAGUAACUUCCUCUCACUUAGUUUGUAGCAGAUUCGUAUCUAUUCCAACUCAACUUUUAACACAUUCCAAACAAAAACAGUCCCUCGACAAGCUCUUCGUACUAAGAAAUGAACUGCAGACAGCCUCAACAGCACACAAAAAAGGCUCAUCGCGAUAAUCUCGAAGGGUUCGCCCAAACCGGAUGUGUCCCGCCAUCCUCCGCAAUCAAAGAGUCUCAAUCAGUUUCUCUUCUCUCAUCAAUUUCAGUCCUUUUUUUCGUUUUACCCUCGUCUUGUCCACAGAUUUUUAAGCGAGCCACAAAAAAAAGUAACCUCCUCAUCCUUCUGCUUCUGCCAGAGACUAAAUCGAAAUUAGGAAGCAAAGAGUAGGAAAAAAAGUUUGUUACUUCAUUUCCGGCUGGGCAAACAGCUUCCUUUUCCCUUCCCAAAAAAAUCCCCCAAUCUAAUACUAAAUUUAAGAGAUCUUUUAAUCGAAACUGAUUCCAUCCAAUGUUCAGUACUUGCUUUUCGAGUACGCGUAAAAGAACUGCACUUUUAGGUAAAAUCUUUUUCUCAAAAGCGAACAUUUAUUUUACUAGAGUUAAGAUCGAAUUAUAGUCGUAAAAGAUUCCGUCCUAGCAAUAAAAGUCAUUCCAACAAUCGUCAAUAACAAAUAAAAACAAUGUUGUAAUUCAUAGUUGGCAAUUUGCCACCUCUCUUCCUUGUCAUAUUUUUAAUUACGGUUCUCCUCGUUAACUUUUGAAUUCGUGAAAAAUAAAGCAGCCCUUUCAUUAAUGGGAGGUGCGAAAAUUUUAAUUAUUUAAAAAAAAACAAUAUAUAGAUUACGCACACAUCCACCACUAUAAAGCAGAGGAAUUCGUUAAUUUUCAACCGAAUGAAAAUCAUAUCAACCUGCAUAAGUUAUAAGCGAAUUAAAAUUUUAAAAGCAAUGUACACACAAACCGUCGGAAUGAUAAAUAAAAUGCAAUAAUCUUAAUGAG